Messenger RNA from Osmerus eperlanus (European smelt), 1500 nucleotides. RefSeq names its product glutamine synthetase-like. The record is from RefSeq and is a predicted model, not a curated record. The transcript is spliced from 6 exons. Lineage: Eukaryota; Metazoa; Chordata; Actinopteri; Osmeriformes; Osmeridae. Gene Ontology annotation, cellular component: cytoplasm. Bases 1 to 1083 code for a protein of 360 amino acids. Gene Ontology annotation, molecular function: glutamine synthetase activity.
AUGGCAUCUGUGUCAGUCAGUUCUGGUCUGAACAAGACUCUGCAGCAGCACUACAUGUCUCUCCCUCAGAGGGGCCUGUGUCAGGUCACCUACGUCUGGGUCGACGGCUCUGGGGAGGAGCUGUGCAACAAGACUCGAACCCUGGACAGAGAGCCCCAAGGACUGGAGAACAUUCUGGAAUGGAACGUUUUUGCCCCCACCUGCGAGAAAGACCAGUCUAAAAGUGUCAUGUACUUGAUCCCAGUGCGCAUUUUCAGUGACCCCUUCACUCUUGACCUCAACAAACUGGUCCUGUGUGAGGCGCUUCAAUACAACCGCCUCCCUGCAGAGACUAACCCGCGCUCAGACUUUAACAAGGUGAAGGAGCGCGUUCCCUGGUUUGGAAUUGAACAAGAGUACACUCCCUUGGGGAUAAAUGGACGCCCCUAUGGCUGGCCCUCAAAUGGAUUCCCUGCUCCCCAAGGCCCAUACGACUGCAGCGUUGGUGCAGACAAAGCUUACGGCAGGAACAUUGUGGAGUGCCACUACAAGGCAUGUCUCUACGCUGGGGUCAAAAUCUGUGGGACCAAUGCAGAGACCAUGCCUUCACAGUGUGAGUUCCAGGUGGGACUCUGUGAGGGGAUUGAGAUGGGAGACCACCUGUGGAUGUCCCGUUUCCUGCUCCACCGCGUGAGCGAAGACUUUGGGGUCGUGGCUUUGUUGGACCACAAACCGAUGACGGGGAACUGGAAUGGGUCGGGUUGCCAUACCAACGUCAGCACCAAAGACAUGAGGGCAGAGGGAGGACUACGGUACAUCCAGCAGGCCAUAGAGAAGCUUAGCGCUCGACACGUGGAGCACAUCAAGGUGUACCACCCUCACAACGGCCAGGACAACAUAAGGCGUCUCACCGGCCUCCACAAGACCUCCAGCAUCCACGACUUCUCUGCCAGCGUGGCCAAUCGUGGGGCGAGCGUCCGCAUCCCUCGUCAGGUGGGUCAGCAGGGGAGGGGCUACUUUGAAGACCGCCGCCACUCCGCCAACUGUGACCCGUAUGCUGUGACGGCCACCAUUGCGCCCACAUGUUUUCUGGAUGAAGAAUGAAAAUAAGAGCUUGUUGUUAAUAAAAGUCAUGUUCUGUGAAGGGAUACUGGACAAAAGCAAGCACACCCAAUAAUGUGUUUUAAUGAUGUUAAGGUGUGAUGCAGUUACCUCACAAAGCUAAGGAUGGGUACAGCACAGAGGUAGAACAUUUAACUGCAUAUUAAUAAGUUGUAGGUUCAAAUACACCGUUUUCGAUGAGCAUCUACAAAAUGAAUACAUUAUUAUUUAUUCCGUUUCUCAAUCAAGGACCAUCACAUGUCCAAUGGUAGUGGCCUUUGCAGACUCGCUUCAUAACUGAGAAGUGAUGCUGCUAUCGUACCUUACCAGCAGCAGUAAUUUAUUUACUGAUUUGACCUGAUUUAACCCUGAUUUUAAAUCAAUAGAUGACAUGAUUGUAUAAGGUUGAUUAAAUCUACC